Protopterus annectens (West African lungfish) is the source of this 5532-nucleotide messenger RNA. It is a transcript of the gene DGCR2, whose product is annotated as DiGeorge syndrome critical region gene 2. The coding region runs from base 540 to 2153 and encodes 537 amino acids. The transcript is spliced from 10 exons. Gene Ontology annotation, cellular component: membrane. The record is from RefSeq and is a predicted model, not a curated record. Lineage: Eukaryota; Metazoa; Chordata; Ceratodontiformes; Protopteridae. Gene Ontology annotation, molecular function: protein binding.
GAGCAGGGUUGUAUCGUAGGACGUAGCAGCCAUCUUGUUUAUGGAUAAUUACUGGAGUAAUUAUUACAUUUUUGUGAAAUAUCAGAACUUGGACAGUUGACUGAGUUAACAGAACACCACUUUUAAGUGUUAAGCGAAGUGUUGAGAACUCUGUCAGCCCUUGCAACUUUAGUGUUAUUAGUUUUCCCGAGGUUUCAUUUCUUUGACGGCCAUAGAAGUACAGGUGGCAGCCAGCGUCCCUUAAUCUGACGGCCUUUCAGUCCCCUUUUCAAGAUCACUGAGCGAGUCUGCUGGCUGCUUAAGAACUUGCCGGCUUUCUUGUCGUUGUGGUUUGAGACUUAUGGGCUUCUCUGGUACCUGCGAGCGGCUCCUGUGAAUUCUCCAUUUGGGGAUUCGAGUCCUCAUUCGAGUGGGUGAACCUGUCUUUUUUUCCAGCUCUAUCCCAUCACCAGUGGGUUUCAGUUUGUGCCGCGCGCUUGACCCAUGCGAGGAGCAGCUCGCGGCGCUGUAUACUACUAGGGAUGAUGAACGGAGGAUAAAUGCUGCCCAAAGCUGACAGCAGCACUUUUUUCCUCCUUAUACUUCUCUUCUUGGCUCUGGCUGAGCCUCUGCAGCCCGAGCUCCGUUGUAGCCCUGAUCAGUUUGCUUGCCGUACUGGGUCAAUCCAAUGUAUACCUGUGGCCUUUCAAUGUGAUGGCUGGAAGACCUGUGAAGACGGAAGCGAUGAAGUAGACUGUCCAGGUCAAACAGGGAGUCAGAAAUCGUACCAUGGGAAGGAGAGCUUGGAGUCCAGAUAUAACCGUGGGAGAGGAGGAGAGUCAACUCACUACUUUACAGGGAAUAUGGCACCUGUCCGAUUUAUCAAAAAGUGCCCCUCUGGAUGGCAUUACUAUGAAGGCACAUCAAGCUGCUACAAGAUGUAUUUAAAUACUGAAAAUUACUGGGAUGCAGUUGAGACGUGCCGAAAAGUAAAUGGGUCCUUGGCUACAUUCACUACUGACCAGGAACUGAGAUUUGUACUGGCUGAAGAGUGGGACAUGGAUAAUCGUCACUCUGGAAGGAAGGAUCCAUGGAUGUUAUGGGUUGGUUAUCAGUAUGUUAUAACAAACAAAAGUCGUGGAGUUGAGGGGCGCUGGGAAGUGACUCAUGAAGGCUCUUCUGAGGUUUUCUUGCCUCCAGUACCUACUACUGUUGGGUCCAACAUGCCAGAACAUGAUACAGUUUUGUGUGCACAACUUCAGUAUUACCACCAGCUAAAUCUGCGAAGCCUUGGUUUACAUGGCUGGUAUCCUGACAAUUGCUCAAAAAAAUCUGCAUUCCUUUGCAAGCGAGGUCAGACCUGCAUUGACAUUAAAGAUAAUGUUGUUGAUGAAGGCUUUUACUUCACACCAAAGGGAGAUGACCCUUGUCUGAGCUGCACCUGCCAUAAUGGUGAACCAGAGAUGUGUGUGGCUGCACUUUGUGAGCGACCUCAGCGCUGCAAGCAGUUUCUCAAGGACCCGAAAGAGUGCUGCAAGUUUACCUGUCUAGAACCAGAGACAAACAGCGUCUUUGACUCUAUGGCAAGUGGUAUGCGCCUCAUUGUCAGCUGCAUAUCUUCCUUCCUCAUUCUCUCAUUAUUGCUGUUUAUGGUCCAUCGAUUGCGGCAGAGACGUAGAGAGCGCAUUGAGUCUCUUAUUGGAGCAAACUUGCACCAUUUUAACCUUGGACGGAGAAUGCCAGGUUUUGAUUAUGGUCCAGAUGGUUUUGGCACUGGUCUGACACCGCUUCAUCUGUCAGAUGAUGGAGAGGGAGGGGUCUUCCACUUUCAUGAUCCACCUCCCCCAUAUACUGCCUAUAAAUACCCGGAUAUACAGCAUCCAGAUGACCCACCACCACCAUAUGAAGCCUCCAUAAAUCCAGACAGCAUGCUUCAUACUAGCACUGAUGGUGAUAAUCCACCGACAGACCAGCUCAUUCAGUCAUCAGUUACACCUAAUGAGACGGCUGAGGGAUCAUCUCUUUCAACAGAGCUUCCAUCGAUGGAUCAGGAAGGCUCCAUUGAUAGCAGCACCCUUUUGGUUCCAUCUGAUGCUUCCUUGCCUGAAAACACUUCAGGAAAUAUUGUGGCAAGCAGCCGCCCAAGUAACUGUUCACUAAGCACCAUUGUUUAAAGCAAGUGGGAGAUGGUGGCUGCUUAAUCACAAAAUUAGGCAACUGUUUGCACACUGCCGUACAGAGGCAGGUUGCAGUAGCUCUUGUUUUGCAGUUUUACUUUUUAGCUUUUUUUUUUUUUUUUUGACUUUGUUUUUCUCUUUUAAAUAGUAAUUGGGGCCCUAAGUUCUCUGCCAUGCAGAUAAAAAGUAAGCAGGAGUUUGUUGACUUCUUUGGAUUGGGGCCUCUCUUGGGUGGUUUGUUUUGGGAGACCAGCAAAUCUGCAUCUGAAUGUAAAAUUUCCUGAAUUAAAACUGUUUGGGGCAUGGGAAGGUUAAAUUCUGAGGAAAGACGUGACUUUUUUUUUUUUUUUUUCUUGAGUUCUAUGAUGGCAUCUCUUAAGGGAGAGGAAGAGAGAAAGAGAGAGAAGCCCUUUUCUGAGGGGGGCUUUUAUACAUGUUGCUCUCUUCAGAGCUCACAGUAGGAAAAGCCAGGUUAAAUGGAGCCAAGUGUUUGGUCAUUAUAUGGGAAUGUUUAUUUUGCUUUUCUGUCGGUUGUGUGAAAAGAAAAUAGUGACUUAAGUAUGUAAGGCUGUCCUCGUGUAACUGCUCAUUUACAUUUCCAGGGCUGGCUAAAACAUUCCCUGUCCUGUAAAAUUCUGCUUCUAUUAGAAGCAGUGAUUUUAAUUUUUAUGCUGCUGCUGUUUUUGGUUAGAAUAGUGAUAUUUAUCUCCCAGGAGUUGGGUUUACCUUUGAUGUAAAAUGAUGUGUUGAGUAUUGAAGCAGUAGCCAGUGAGAAUCAGAACAUGCUUCAGUGAUUUCCUGUUUAUUUCCAUGUUGCAGUAUUCAUAAUAUGAGGGAUUCCCUGCCUAGGCAACCUGAACAUCUGGCGAGAAUAUACCAGAGAGUUUUACUACUGCUGUGUACGUGCAAUGUUACACACUGGCAAGCAGCCGGCAUAGGCCAUAAAAAUGACGUCUGCUUGUACGAUACUCAGAACUCUGCCGCCAGUCCAUAUGUCAUGUUCUACUGUUCGUCUGAUCGUUGAGAAGUUGCUCUUUUAGAUAAGUGCCCCAUUUGGGAAUUUGUGUAUUCUUGCUACUGCAUGUUUUUCUGAGAUUAACGUCAGCCAAGAAAGGCAAGUGCCAUUGUAGAAGAUUUUCCACACAGAUAACCACAGUCAGUGUCUCUUCUGUCUGGGAUCCACUCUCGACUAUAAGUCUUGCAUGAUCUGUCAGGUGUUUGUCCCUAGGACGCUCCGCAGUCGUCUUUCUGCCCUUAACAUCUACCUUGAGGAUCAGAGACUCGAGCAACUAGUGCUUGCAAUGGAGGGUACAGCAGGGGUCUCUGGUGAGCCUUUGAAGAAAAAGGUUAGGCCUGAAUCUUUGGCUGUGCCUCUGAACCCGGAUGUCCCUCUGAAGGGCCAGUGAAGGCCUGGAGGUCUGUUUGGUGCUUGGUUCUCUUCCUGCAGCCUGCACUGGUUUGGAAGCUGUUGAGACUUCCAUUAGCAUUUCCCCAGAGUCCUUGCAGAUAUCCACUCAGGAUGGUAAGGGGAACUGCAUGCCACUUUUUUGGACAUUCCUCAUAGUACCUCUCCUGGCUUAGCUCUUCAAUGCAGUCUGUGUGUGCAGGAACCCAGGCCUACAUCGGCCCUAAUAUCCCAGCCUAGGGUUGGUCCUCCCUCUAAAAAGAAACAAAAACAUGUUUCCUCUUCUCAGCAUCCUUCUCCAGACUGGCAAGCAUUUUCCCAAGGAAUUCUUAAUGCUUUCCUAGCCCUAAGUAUUUCCUCUGUUCAAGCUCCCUACUCAGUUUCUCUUCCUCCCUCUUUACCUAAUGUGGAACAAGAGGCCUCUGCAGAAGUAGUAGUUUCAUCCUCAGAUGAGUGUUUAGCCUACUCGACACAAAUUGACUCCUCCCUGGGUUAUGCUUCCCCUGAAGUAAAUUCCAGUGGUGGGGACUCCCCUGAGGAAGACAUAUCCUUUGGAGAGACUGUCUCAAUGAUAAGAGACUUUUUUCAUUGGGAAGGCUUGUGUCUGAAGUGCAGAAGAGGUAUUACGAUCUCUUGCAGAUGGACUCCCCUUCUCCUUCAGCUAUUCUUCCUGUGCUUCUUGCUUUCCCGGGUGCUUUUCUUUCAGUGUCAAAAAAUCCAGACUCUCAACCACCAGCUCCACAAAAGCCAGACAGGUACUAUAAGGACCCCGAAGACCGGGGAUAUCUUUUCAAAUGUCCUUCUGCUGAUCUGGCUGUUAAUUCAGUGUCUGCAGAUAAACCUUCCAGACUGCUGCCCUCCAUGACCCUUCUCCCCGCAGAUUGAGAGAGCAAAAUGAUGGAGAGGAUAAGGCAAGUCUACACACACUCUUAGUUUUCAGGUCGAUUAACUGUCAGACUUGUAUGUUUAAAUAUGUUCUGGCCCUGCUGUCUGAAGAACUGUUGACAGAUCUCCCUAACUCUGCAGCCAAAGCACAGAUUUCAUCUCUCUUGACAGCCUCUUCCCAAAUAACUAGGCACUGCAUUAACUGUAGUUAUGAUGCAGCUGAGCUAUCUGCUAGAUCAGCUGCUUCGGGAUAUCUCCUUAGGAGAUACUUCUGGCUAAGAUUGCAGCCUUUGCCUGAUGAUAAAGGCAAAACUUAUGGCUGUACCUCUUGACAAUACUGCCCUUUUUGGUGCUAAUGCUGCUGCCCUUUUCAAAACUUUACAAGAAAUAGGGAAGGAGUUACAGGAACUGAGGCAAAGUUUUGUCUCCCCAGUCUCUAAAUAUCAUAGGAAUUACCCUUCCAAACCUCAUUUUGUGAGGAAAAAGGCAUGCACUCCUCCCAUCCCUGACCAGAAAGGGACAUGCAGGCAAAGUUCCCCCAGAUCACAACCAGCUUCUGCUCUAGAGCCCUCCUUUCCUGACAACCCAGGUGGUCUGUGACUACCUGGCCAGUCUUUCCAACAUCCCUCUUUCCCAGUGUCUUUCAUUUUCUUCCUUCCUGGACAAGCAUUACCACAGACGUGGGUCGUUUCCAUUGUUCAGGAUGGCUAUUACGUGAUCUGGAAUUACAUUCUACCUUUCAUGGGCAUCCCCCAACCCCCGCGACACCAGAUCCUCCUUUUUCAUCAGGUAUGAAGACUUGAUCUCUCAGGGGACCUUUCAAGAAGCUCCCCCUAUCCAAAGAGAAAAAGGGUUCUAUUUCACUAUGUUCCUAGUCCCCAGAAAAGAUGGUCCAUGGAGGCCAAUCUUAGAUCUGUCCCAACUCAGUCUAUUCCGUCAGGUGGCCACCUUCCCCAUGCUCACUCUCCAGACUCUGUUCCCACUUUUGCUUCCUCAGGCCUUUCGGGUUUCUCUAAACAUCAAGGAUACACACCUUCAUAUUCCCAUUCAUCCUCACUUCAAGAAAUACUUAAUGUUUUUUUUCUG